CACACAAUUACACGAUACGACGUCGUAUCGUGGGACGAUGCGACGUCGUGUCACGUUGCGGCGUCGUGUAACGUUGCGGCGUCGUGCCGUGGCACAAUACGACGUCGUGCUACGGCACAAUACGACUUAAAUUAAAAAUAUAUAAAAUAAAUAAAUAUAUUAAUCUUAUAUUUUGCAAUUUUUUUCUUGAAUACAGCAUUGUUUAUAUAUUAUUUACUUCCAUUGACGUCUUUAUUAUAUUCAUAACUAUGGCAACGUCAAAUCUUAAAAAUUGUAGAAUGAAGGUCGAGUCCGUGACAAAAUAGCUCAAACAAAUUCAAAAAUCACCUUAUGCUUCGUUUUAUGGAGGGUACAGGUAAGGAGAACAAUCUUAUGUGAAAAGUGUUCAUCAAAAAACUUUAAUUAGGUAGCGCCACAAUACAUCGCGAACAUUUUUUUUACUUUGGUAAAAUAAUUCAAGUCCCUGACAGUGCACUUCACUUCGUCAAUAAUGUCUAAUUUUAGGUCAUGUCCUUGUGCUAAUCUAGCACCACCGGAGAGAUUUACUAUACUAACUAUUAUUUACAGUUGCCAGCUUGACACUUUAGCAACCAAGGGCCUGACACUCUUUGAUACAGAAAGAUAGUCUUAUUGCGAUUCCUAUAAGAGGAAAGAGAAAAUAGUGCAAUGCUUUGUCUUUAUCACCGACCGGGUUUUUUUUCAUGGUCGGGUUAUGGCAGCUUAGGAAGGAGGCUGAUGGCGAUAUACAGAAAUUUAUAAGAGUGAAAGAGACAAAAGCCCGCAAGAUGCCAUACAUUAAACUGUCAAUCAUAUUGUCAAGAGUGCUAGUAAACAACGUCGUUUUAUUAUUGUAAAAGUUUUUUAGAGUGAAUAAUUGUGUUUAUUAAGUGUUUAACGGUGGUGUAAGACGUUUUUACGUAUAGUUAACAUGGUGGGGUGUUCAGUGGUUUCCUGCAAAAGCAAUAGCUUGCGAAAAGAAGCGGGUGUAACAUUUCAUGCCUUUCCGACGAAGGAUGAAACAGUUAAGGAAUGGAUUGCGGGAACUGGAAAAUCUAAUUGGAUGCCUCACAAAUACUCGCGUAUUUGUUCAAAACAUUUUGAACAAUAUUGUAAAUUCCCUGUAUCUCAUGGACUUCGAGUAGAGCCGUCACCCAUUAAACCUAUGGACUGCCAAAGUCAGCCUGCUAUGCAUGAGCAAGUGCACAGCAUGACAACAAAUUUCAUUGAAUGUUCUAAAAUCAAUGAUAAAUCAGUGCCGAUUAUGACACCUAGAAAAUUAAAACUUACUUUGCAAUUGAAUCGAAAAACGCUUCUAGCCGAGUCACGUCGAAAAAAAAUUGAAGCAUUGAGAUCUAAAAGCCGGCGACUUCAAAAGAAAAAUGCGGAGUUAGCAGCUAUUUUAGAAGAUUUACAAAAAAAAGAUUUAUUAACCAAGAAUCAGCGGACCUACUAGCAACUCUGAACCCAAACAA
Cydia pomonella (codling moth) is the source of this 1472-nucleotide messenger RNA. Its product is annotated as THAP domain-containing protein 1-like. The record is from RefSeq and is a predicted model, not a curated record. Bases 929 to 1453 code for a protein of 174 amino acids. Lineage: Eukaryota; Metazoa; Arthropoda; Insecta; Lepidoptera; Tortricidae. The transcript has 4 exons. Gene Ontology annotation, molecular function: sequence-specific DNA binding.